GAAGCGUAUUUUCAGUCAUAUAUAAAUAACCGCUCCUUUUCUAUCGUUUUCCCACUUUAUUUUGAAAAACUUACGCAAGUGUACAUCCUCCUCUUCUUUUGCAACGAUUCAGUUUCAUUUUUUUCAGAUUAGUGUUUCACCUUUUUGUAUUAUUAUUAGGGAUUCUGAUUAUGAAGAAUUUUAGGAAAAGACAUCUCAGCAGCGACGAUGAAAACAGUGGGCCAGAGGACGAAGAAGAAAGGAGGUUGACAUUAGAAGAAGUGAAGUUUCUUCAGAAGCAGAGGGAAAGGAAAUAUGGUAUCCCUGCGAUUCCUAAUUCACAACCAAUUGGUGUGCUUGCGAAGCCUACUGAGAAGGCGGAUGCAGACGGUGAGAAGGAGGAGUUGGUUCUGCAAGACACUUUUGCUCAAGAGACUGCUGUCACAGUUGAGGACCCCAACAUGUUGAAGUAUGUCGAGCAAGAGUUGGCCAAGAAGCGUGGAAAGAACAUUGAAACCACCAAUCAAACUGAGAAUGAAAACAAACGAGCAGAGGACGAACUGUACAUGAUUCCUGAGCAUCUCAAGGUGAAGAGGCGGAAUUCAGAAGAAAGUUCUACUCAGUGGACCACUGGAAUCGCUGAAGUGCAGUUGCCUAUUGAGUACAAGUUAAGAAAUAUUGAGGAAACUGAGGCUGCCAAGAAACUGUUACAGGAUAAACGGUUUGUAGGCCGGGCAAGGCCAGAAGUCAGCAUCCCUUCCAGUUACAGUGCUGACUACUUUCAGCGUGGAAGAGAUUAUGCUGAGAAACUUCGCCAGGAGCACCCGGAGCUUUACAAAGAUAAAAGUGCACGUGAUAGCAACAAUGGAUCAAAACCAACUGAGGGCAGUUUGUUAGGAGAAGGAGGGAGGAGGCAAGCUGCAACAGACGAAUUCAUGCUUGAGCGAUUUCGAAAGCGUGAGAGGAACCGAGUCAUGCGUAGAUAAGAUGAAGAUCAAGCAAAAUGAAUCUCUUGUGAAUUAAUUGAUUGAACAUGAUUCCCCAUUUCCUUCUCAUUACUUCCUGUAUUUUUUUUUCUCCUUUGGCGUGAGAAAGGAGACCGUAUUCCUCUUGA
Messenger RNA from Amborella trichopoda, 1093 nucleotides. RefSeq names its product integrator complex subunit-like protein. The record is from RefSeq and is a predicted model, not a curated record. NCBI's taxonomy places the organism in Eukaryota, Viridiplantae, Streptophyta, Magnoliopsida, Amborellales, Amborellaceae. Gene Ontology annotation, cellular component: spliceosomal complex. Gene Ontology annotation, biological process: mRNA splicing, via spliceosome.